Molecule: messenger RNA, 1517 nt
Organism: Onychomys torridus (southern grasshopper mouse)
Lineage: Eukaryota; Metazoa; Chordata; Mammalia; Rodentia; Cricetidae
Product: lethal(3)malignant brain tumor-like protein 4
Exons: 16
Coding region: 63-1517 (484 amino acids)
Biological process (GO): regulation of DNA-templated transcription
Cellular component (GO): nucleus
Molecular function (GO): zinc ion binding
Source: RefSeq, a predicted model, not a curated record
ACCUCGCGGGCCGCUGCUUCGGGGCGCUAGAGACAACUCUGCUAAGGAGCCCUGAAGUGGCGAUGAGACAGCCCAACCGGAAGCGGAAGCUCAUUAUGGAGUCCAAAGAGCACACGACUCAGGAUGGGUGUUUGGGGCAAACUGGAGAAGAAAAGAAGCCCAGAGGUGGUGCCACAGUUUUAAGCCAAGAACCUUCUGUGACUACAGGGGAAACCUGGUCCUGGGAGCAGUACUUAAAAGAAUGGAGUGCUGUGGCCGCACCUGUUGAGCUGUUUUCCAAGGAUCAAUCCUUUCCAGAGCAUGAAAAUGGCUUUCAGGUGGGAAUGCGAUUAGAAGGCAUUGAUCCCCGACGUCCAUCUGUAUUCUGUGCGCUUUCUGUGGCUGAGGUGUGUGGUUACCGGCUGAGACUGCAUUUUGAUGGUUAUUUGAGCUGCUACGAUUUUUGGACCAAUGCUGGUUCUCCUGACAUUCACCCAGUGGGGUGGUGUGAAAAGACCAAGCAUGAAUUGCAUAUCCCUAAGGGUUAUAGAAAAGAUAAAAUUGUUUGGAUGGAUUACUUGAAGGCCUGUAGAUUGCAAAAUGCUCCUAAGAAAUUAUUCAGAAACAGAAGUCCAAAUGGGCCAGUGCCAAAGGAGCUUCAGGUCGGAAUGAAGCUGGAGGCAGUGGACAGAAGGAACCCUCACUUGGUAUGUGUGGCGACCAUUGCAGACAUUGUGGAAGACCGUCUACGAGUGCAUUUUGAUGACUGGGAUGAUGGCCUUGAUUACUGGUGUGAUGUUAACAGUCCUUAUAUCCAGCCAGUUGGUUGGUGUCAGGAGAAUGGAAGAACUCUGGUAGCACCCCAAGGUUAUCCCGAUCCAGAAAAGUUUUCCUGGACAGACUAUUUGGAAGCUACUCAAACAAACACGGUGCCUGCUGGAGUUUUUAACAUGAGGGCUCCACAUGGCUUUCUGCCAAACAUGAAGCUGGAGGCUGUGGACAAAAGAAACCCCCGGUUAAUUCGUGUCGCCACCAUUAUAGAUGUUGAUGAGUACAGAGUAAAGAUUCAUUUUGAUGGCUGGGACCAUAAAUACGACUACUGGAUGGACGCUGACAGCCCUGACAUUCACCCCAUUGGGUGGUGUGACGUGACAGGGCACCCGCUAGAAGUACCAUAUGGGGCACAUGACGUGAAAAUCCUUCCAGGUCAAGCUGUAUGUCCUACUCCUGGGUGCCGAGGGAUAGGCCAUAUCCGUGGCCCACGUUAUGCAGGACACCACAGUGCUUUCGGAUGCCCAUACUCAGACAUGAACUUGAAGAGGGAGGCAACACUUCAGGAUCGCCUGAGAGAACAAACAGGGACAAAUCUGGAAACAGAGUCUUCACAUUCCAAAUCAGAAAACCUCCACGAUUUGAAUUUCAAUGGAAAAUGUGAAAAGAUGAACAGUCAGUCCAGACUUGUACAGCAGGCAAAGUGUUUGAAAAUCAAAGGAAAAGAAGAAAUUGACUUGGAUAAUCUCUUCAGAGGGGCCACUUAA